Molecule: messenger RNA, 1526 nt
Organism: Lycium barbarum (goji berry)
Lineage: Eukaryota; Viridiplantae; Streptophyta; Magnoliopsida; Solanales; Solanaceae
Product: F-box protein At1g10780
Exons: 4
Coding region: 101-1351 (416 amino acids)
Molecular function (GO): protein binding
Source: RefSeq, a predicted model, not a curated record
CACCUCUCACUCUCUCUCUCUCUCUUAAUAAGUUUCAAUCUAACCAUUUUCUUCAUUGGAAAAAUCCUUAAAAUUUCACUAAUCUCUUCAUUGAAAAAAAAUGGACUCUUUGCCUGAUGCCAUUGUUCAAUGCAUCUUAAUCCAUAUAACCAAUGCAAAAGAUGUGGCUUCUGCUUCAUGUGUAUCAAAGAGAUGGAAAGAUUCAAUUCCUUAUCUCAAUAGACUGGUCUUCACUCGUAAUGUUUUCGACAACCUUAAGAAUUGUUCUCCUGAUGACAUUGUUGGUCACAUGGUUUCAUUAAUGAAUCGAUUGGAAGAACUUGUUGUAUACUGCCCUUUUACUGGUUCUGGCCUAGCGUCGUGGCUUUCAUUGGCAGGACCUUAUUUACGGAGACUUGAGCUAAAGAUGGAUGAUAACCUCAUUGAUAUGAAAUCUUGCUCCUCAAAGUUGGAUAGUAUCGCAGCAGCAACAAAUUUGGAAUCUUUGAAACUUUGGGGUGUGAACAUGACACAUUGCCCAAAGUGGUACACUUUCCAUAAGCUUAGAAAUCUUGAAAUAGUUGGCACAGUAACUGAUGAGAAUAUCUUUCAUGCUGCAUUAAUGGCUUGCCCCAAUUUGACUAGCCUGUUGCUCCUUGGUUGUGAGGGACUGAAACAUGUUUGUAUUGAGCUUCCUCAGUUGGAAGUAUGCAAUCUUGAUUUCAAUGGCGUAGGUAACUGCGCCCUUAGUAUCAAUUCUCCGAAACUUCAACAUCUGGAAGUGCAAGGCUGUAGUUGGAUCAGAGUCCUUCAGACUCAACUACUCAGAAAACUUUCCAUUUCUAAUACUUCAGGACGGGUUAUCUCUGCAGAUUUUGGAAAGCUUGUGGCACUUGAGUCGUUGGAGAUGAGAGGAGUUCAAUGGUGUUGGAGUGCCGUACACAAAAUGCUUCAAUUGGCAAGUGAAGUCAAGCAUCUCUUUAUGAAGGUGGAAUUCACCGGGGAUUCUGAUGCUCUUCAGCCAUUUCCAGAGAUUGACAUUGUUGAUUUCUUUAACAGCCAUCCCAAGCUAAUAAAAUUUGACAUCCAUGGUGCCAUGUUUGCUGCUCUUUGCCAGAGAAACAGUUUGAAAAAUGUGGACUCUAGAUUUAUGAUCCCUUGCCUUGAGGAGGUUGUAGUCACCGUGAGAUCGCCACUGAAUGCUGAACAAAAGAUGAGUACGUUAGAGUCUUUAAUCAACUAUGGAAAGAAACUGAGGAAGAUGAGAAUAAAAAUUCUUCAGAUGAAGAGCAGCCAUAGCAGUACAGAUGAUUUUUUCGAGGAGAUUUGCAGAUUCACUCGUAUGAAUCGCAGGAUUGUUUCAAUUGAAUAAUGAUUGAUAAUUUUCCCUGUCCCUCUUUCCCCUAGCAUUUCUUUUCAUUGGAGGAGGGAUCCUUAUUUUCUUUGAUUUUUAGUAGGAACAUUCUUGGACCAUUUCCUUGAAAGUUCCUAGACAUUUGUACUUUGAUUUUUGUACCAUUUUAACUUUACAACAAGACUUUUGAAAG